Messenger RNA from Cinara cedri, 21050 nucleotides. The record is from the annotation of a GenBank genome assembly. Lineage: Eukaryota; Metazoa; Arthropoda; Insecta; Hemiptera; Aphididae.
CAAAAUGGCAGUCUGUCAUCGCGAUUAUUGAGUAGAAAACGUAAUAUUAGUGUUUUUUUUUUUAUCUACGACCAACUAAACAAACUAGAUGAAUAUAACUGAAUAACAGGUAAAAUUUAUUUUACAUUGAAUGUGUAUGCAGUUAAUUUAGCUUAUAGUCUAUAGAUCAGAUGAGUAAAUAUUUUAAACUUUCCGGGAUCGUCCAACACACCUAUUAUGUAAAUGUAGGUCUUGAACUAAAUUCCAUUACAAUUCUCAAUACAGACUUUGUCGCGGAAGUUACUAUUAAAUUAUCUUCCUGUUAUAUUCAUAUUUUUACAACAUUUGAUUUAAUAUUUGGGAUAAUACAUGGGUGUAUUAUAAAAAUCAUGAUACCUACCUGCCUACCUAAGAGAUAAAAAAAUAUUUUGCACAAUGAAGAUUUAAAUUAUCUAAGCUAUCUAAUUUAGAGAUUUACAUUGUCUUAUGACUUUAUUAUUUGUAAUGUUGUUUUUUGUGUAUAUUUAUCAUGUACAACCAACAAUCGUUAAUCAUUUUUAACCUGAGUAAACCUACCGAUUUUAUAAUUGCAUCUGUGUAUUUUAAAUAGGUGUUAUUAAUUUAUAACAACUUUGUGUAGUUCUUUAUUUUAUUUUAUUUAAACAAAAAAUGGAUGAAUACUUAAUAUUCUUACCUAUGUUUUUAUUUAUUUUUUGACAUGCAUUAUCUAUGACUACGUAUAAAACUAUAAUUUUUUUAGUAUUUUAGAUACUUUAUGAAUUUCAAAUGUAUAGAGUUUUACAAUUGAACAUCUGUUCUUCGGUUUAUUAGGAUUUAAAUUUUAAAAAAAAUAUCUUACCAAUCAUACCUACCUAUUGUUCUAAUCAUUUGACCUAUGAAUAAUUUAUUUAACAGUUUAUAAUAGUUUAUUAUAUAUAAUAGUAUAUAUUUUUAUAUUUGAUGAUAAAUUGAAAUUUGUAUGGUACCAACUAUAGGGUGACUACUAGGGUGUUUUAUUUUCAAUCCAUAUUACCUAAUUUCUUUAAAAACAAUAUACUUAGACUUAAUAAUAAUAAUUACAAACAAAUUAGUCUUAAAAAAGAUAUAAAAUAUUGUUGUGAAAUUGUUGAUGAUUAAAUUCUAAGUACAAAUCUACGAUUCAAAUAAUAUAGUACAAAUAGGAAAAUCGCUCAGUCCAGAAAUAAGCUAAAAUUACCCUUACUGUAUAGUACAAAACAAUAAAUUUCUAUGAUUUUAUAUACAUAUUUUCUAAUUCAUUUAUUUUCAUAUUUCAAAACUUUUAGUGAUCAAUCACUGAAGUAUCAGGAUUAGGGUUUUGAGUUAUAGGUACUUCAAAUAAAAUUUGAUACCAUAUUAUAUUAAAUUAGAUUAUGUUUGUCUUAUUUUGUGAUGACAUUAAUGAAAAAUACUGAUACAGAAUUGUUUUCAUUUUGUAAUAGAUAUUAUAAAGUUAAACAUGUUGUGUAUGCUUAAAUCUUUAUAUUAAGUACAUUUUGUAAUUGCAUUUACAUUGUUUUCUCAGUGAAAUACAUUGUGUACCAACUAUAACUCUAUUAUAAUUCAUAUUCAUAUUGAUCUAAAGUGAACCUGAAAUGUACAGUAUAUAAAUUCUGUUAGACUCAGAAACAAACACAUUGAGAAAUAUUAAUGAUUUACUUUUAUUUUAAGUUAGGUACUAUUACCUACUUAUCAUUUGUAUUAAAUACUUAAUGCAGUAAUAUAAUAUCUAUAAAUAAAUCUUUUUUUAUUUUAUAUAAUAAAUAACUAUAUAGAUACAUAUGUUUUAGAUAAAUUUAUUGCAACAAAUUGUUUUUUAUUACAAAACUUGAUUUACACUUAGGUAAUAUAAAACUUUGUAUUAUUAUUUUUAUUAAUAUCAAUGUUAAUGGGUAUCUACCAUGAAUAAACAUUAUAUUAUUAUGUUGUGUAUGUAUGUAUAUAUAUUUUUAUUAAAUUUAAAAGUUUGUGUAGUGAAUUUAAAAUUUCAAUAAUUAGAUUAAAAAAUUAAAUUGAUUAAAAAAUACUUAAUUAGUAUAUUAAACGUGAUUUAAGUUAAUUAUUUAGUUACCUUAUUAAUAAAGAAAUAAAAAUUGUAUGAAAUCUUGCCAUUCAUUAACUAAUAAGCAAACUCAAUAAUUUUAAUUUGAAUAAAACACCACUUGCCUAUUUAAUGUCUACCAUAUAAAAGGAUACGGGUAAUAUUAAUCCAAUAUAAAUCAAAAAUGUUGGUUAUUUUUUCAAUUUUUAUCAAAAUUUAAACUUCAGACCACUAAAAAAAUAUAUUUGUAUUUAAAAGAUUCUGAGUAUAGCAAAGAAGCGAUUAGUUGUACAAAAAAUUUUUUAAGGUUGGUAAAAAUAAUCAGAUUUUUUCACUGGUAGUACUUUAUAUAAACAUUUUUUUCUAAAUUCUCUUGGAGCAAGAGCUUCAAUUUUUUUCUUCAGAAGUAUCUCAAAUGAUGCAAAAUGUCUUAUCACAUGGCAUUUUGUUUAAAAGAUUUAUUAUAAUUUUUAUUUUUUGUUGAUUUUUGGAUUACCUUGGGAAAAAUUAAAAAAAAAAACACAAAUAAUAAUACUCUGCUCAGAACAGUUUUUAAAAUUAAAUUUCCUGUUUAUCCUACACUCUUAAAUACCCACCUACAACAGUGGCCUACGUAUUAGCAGUGUCAGUUUUGUAAUGCUCACAUCUUAUGAGGAAUUUUGUAUCAAAUUUUGGUUAAUUAUUAAAAAGUUGAAUCUACAAAGGUUCUAAAAAAAUUGAAAAUUUUAAAUAAUUUUUACUUGUAUUUAACAAAGGUAUUUGAAGAAGAAAAAGAACUAAAUUAAUUCGAAAUUUAUACCAAAACUGCUUAUAUUCAAGUAUUCUAUGAAAAUUUAAGUGCUCUAUAAUUAUUUUUCAUUGAAUUAUAACAAAAAAAAAAAUAAAAAAUCUAAAUUAACAAAAGCCAUUAUUUACUAAUUGCAUUAAUAUAACUAAUUUUUUUAGGUUUCCUCGACUAUUAAGAUAAGUAUAAAUUUAAAUUUAAAAAAAUUACUUCAAAUACACAAACUAAACAAAAUUUUGUCUACUAAAACUCUUAAGGUUAACGAUUAAAACUUGCUUUCUGGUUGAAAAAUUAUUUAUUUACAGGCAGAAAAAAAACAUAUAUAAUAGUAAAUUAAAUUUUUUCCUCAGAAUCUAAAUAAAAAUAAUUUCAUGGUCACUACUCUAUGGUAGGCCACUGUUUUAAGUACCUGGAUAUUAAGUAGGAUACAUAAUGAAAUUUAAUUUAUAUAUGUACUGUAUGUAACGAUAAAUCAUUGCAAUCCAAAAAACAAUUUUAAAAAGUUCAAUUAAAUAUUUUUUGUUACAUUAUACAUUUUAUUAUUUGGCAACUGUUCUUGUUUUUAAAGAUUUUUGUUAUAUAUUUGAACUUAAAACGCUUGUAAAAAUAAAUUAUGGCAUUAUUCAGUUCAACUAUUUUUUUACCAAUAAGUUAAAAUUAUGAACCUUUCAUCAAAUCUUUGAAUAUUUUUGUGAAGUCAAAAUAGUUAAAUCUAUUCAUAUAAAUGGAAACUAUUAGUGUUAUGUUUUAUCAAUGUUUUCCGAGAAUUGGGUUUUUUUUUUCAUGAAAAAUACAUUUUAUAUGGAUCUGUACUUUAUGUUAAUAUAAGUAUAUUCUAUUUUUGUUUAGACAUAAUUAUCAAUAAGACAUGUAAUGGAUAAUUUUGAAAGAGAUGAAUUGGACGAUAGUGAAGAAGAUACAGUGACAGAUUAUUCCCAGAUGAAUGUAACAAAUGAUAUAAAUAGUAUUGAUUCAACAGAUUUUGUGUUGAGAACGAUGCCCAGCAGUACUCAAGUUCCUACAAUCAGCGUAACACCUCAUUCAUCAGCCGGAAGAAAUUAUCCAGUUCUUGGUAUUAUUAAUUUAUUUUAAGGCCUAGAAUCUAUGUAAUCAAAUUUAAUUUUUUUUGAAAAUAAAAUAAUAUUACAGAAGAGAAUAUACAACAAUUACAUGAAAUACAUGAAGUUAUACAACAAAUGCGAGAUUCUGCCACCUUAGGACUAACACAUGUAACUUUUUUUUACUAUAUUAUUUUGAAUACUUAUUUUAGCAUUGUUUUUUUUAGAUGAUCAAUUUUUGUGGAAUAAAUAAUACUUUAAGUUCAUCUUGUCCUUCAUUAAGUAAACCUCGUUGUCAGUCUGAUAUAGAUACUUCCAGCCUCAACUCUUCUCCUACUCAUACUGAUUUAUCUUCAACAUUCGAUUCAACUAGUAAACAUAAAACUGGAUUUAUUGGACGUAGUAUGUUUUCUAAAAUUAUUAUUUUUAAAAUACCUUUAAUUAAAUAUUUUAAUUUUUUAGAAAACUCUUUAAAUUGGCUUAAUAUGGUAACAAAUUGCAUUGAAUCUAAAGAAAAUGAAAUUAUGCGGAGGAGAAGUUGGGCAGCAUUGGAUGAUUUAACAAAGAAUCAUAUGCAUAACUUACAGAUUGUAAAACGACAAAAAAGGUACUAACAAAAUCACAAUCAUAUUAUUUGUUCACACAUUUUAGUUUACACAUUUUUAGUGCAAGUCUAAGCAGUAUGGAAUCUGAAACUGAAGAUCCAUUUGCAGACAGUACAGCAAAUUUGUUAGCUACUGGUAAUUCAUCAUUUCGUCGUCAAAAGUUAAGUAAACAUAUUGGUUUAAUUGGUCGUAGAUUUAGUGGUAAUUCAUCCACACACUCACUCAAUGAGACUGACUUUCAGGUAUACAAAACAAAUUAACUAAUAAGUGUAAUAUUUUCAAACUUACUAUACUUUUUACAGAAUGGUUUUAACAAAAUAAUUGUAAAACGAGCUGUUGAAACAUGUUUGUUACAAGCUAGACUUCCUUUACAAAAGUCUGUUUCAACACCAUCAAUUAUGGGUACACGUGACGUUUUGAACAAAGAAAAUAUUAUUAAUAAUGACAUCAGUAAUGUUCCAAUGUAAGUUGGUUAGAUUAUGCAUUAUUAUUAUUAUUUAUUAUAGUAGUGUAAUUGAAAUGGCACACAUUUUAAUCUUUUUUCUGUUUUUUGUAGUUUAAGUACAUUUAGAUGUUUAUUUAUUACUUACAAAUUUCUCUUUUUUAAAACAUUUUUUGCAAAUAAAUUAUUUUAUUACUAAUUUUAAACUAUUUAUUCAAAUUUUGAUUUUGAUACAUAAACAAUAGAUAAAUGAGAUGAACAUUUGUUCCCAUAAAACUAAUUGUGUUUUAUUUUGUUUUUAACAAAAGUUUAUAUUGCUACAGGAUACUCCUGAAAUAAUAUAAAAAAAUUAAAUAAUUAUUGAACAAAAUGUCGUCUUUAUGUGUACAUAAACAACAAAACAGAAUUUGAAUAAAUCUAUUAUUUAAGUAUAAAAUGGGCAUGAUUAAAAAAAAACACUGUUUAUUCAAUAAUCGUAUUUAGUGUAAAUUUUAAUGAAUUACAAACCCCAUAUAAUGUUUGAAAAAGUUUAUUUUCUUUAUGUUUCUCAAAAUAAAUUAUAAAAUUUGGUAUUCCUUUUCUUCUAAGAAUGUAACUAAAAUUUAUAUGUUCUUUUAAUUAAAUUUAUAAUAAUCAUUGUAAGUAAGUUUAUCACAGAUUGCACGAAUAUUGCUUAAUUUAAGAUAUUAAGUUGUUACGAUUUUUAUUUUUAUUAAAGUAAAUACAAAACUCCUACCCACCAUAGAGGUCGUCCUAGUGGUACAGAAGACAGUGAGACUGAAGAAGAAACAUUGGAUGUAGAUAAUACAAUGAAACGUUGUUAUAUUACCCCUUCAUCUAAUAAUACAAGUAUACCUAUCUACAAUUUAUAUUCUGAGUGAGUUUUUUUAUUUACUUUUAAUUUUAUUUGCACAUUGCACUUGUUCGUCUUAGUUAAUUUAAUGAUACACGUAGCAUAUUUACUUUUAGCUAUUAAUUUUAACCAUGUGAAUUAUACAUUUUCUAGUAUGUCAGAAGAUCAAAAUGUAAAAAGAAGAAAAAGGGGAAGCUUAUUUUUUAGAAAAAAAAAAGAUAAAUCAAAGAAAAUUCUUCAUUCUUGGAUUUCUCCACCUUACAGUAACUUUGAGCAGUCUUGUGAUUGGUGUACAAAACCGUUAGAAAAUAAACCAGCUUUAACCUGUGAAAGUAAGCAUAAAUUAUUAAAUAAAGAUUCUUUUAAAAAAAAUUCUAUUUGAUUUAUAGGUUGCCUAAUUACGGUUCACCAAAAUUCAUGUAAAGAUCAAGUUUCCGAAUGUAUUAAACAAAAAUAUGGAAAGGUUAAGAAAUAUGAAUGUUUAAGUUUUUCUUAAUUAUUAAAUAUACACAGGUAUUGAAUUUUUUUUUUUAUAUGUAUAUAUAGAGUAAUUUAAGAUUUUCAUCAUCAUCAUUCCAACAAAAAUUUUAUGGAAAACGACAAAAUAAUACUAAUCAGUCUUCUUCGCCUAACAGGUAAGUUUCUAACCUAAUUAUCUAAACUAAAUAAACAGUAUUAAAAUGAAAUUACAUACCUUAGUUUGCUAAAAUAAAAAAAUAACUAACAUACAUAAUGGGAGUCAAAUUUAUUUUGCACAAUUAACAUUCAUGUAAAUGAAGAUUAUUUUUUGAUUUUGUCUUGUAGCAUACAUUUUAAUAAAAAUGAGUUAUAUAAUUUUCAUACUUCUACAUAGAAUACAAAUUAAUUUAUUUUAUUUCAUUAUCAAUAUUUCAGUGGUUUAUUUAUAUACUUAUUUUAAAAAUUUCAGCCCAUAUUAUUAGUUAUGUUCUCAAUAAAGUAAAUUUGUAUUUAAUGAGCGUACAAUAUAUAAUUCAAUACUAAUUUAAUUUAUAACAUUUAAGUUGCAUGUAUAGGUAUAGGUGCUUUUCUGAAUUAUUAUGUAUAUCUAUAAAUAAACAUGUAUAAUAUACAAAUGGAAACAUUUAAAUUUAUUGGUAAUAGUACCUAACUUAUUUAAUCACCGGCUUACAAAUAUAUUUGCCUAAAAUAUUAUGUACAAAAUAAAAUUAUAUUUUUCCUUAGAUAUUAUGUCCUAUUAAGAUUGCCUUUCGUUUAAACAUAUUGAUAUUGUUUCUUUUUAGUUCAUCAGUGGUAUAAUUCUAUUAAUACCAUAGGCAUAGCUAAUCUGAUAAAUAAACAUUUUAUACAUAUAAUAUACCAUUUGGAUACAUCAGUCAAAUUCUAAUUUGUAACCUAAUCAAAAUGUUGAUUCUUGCAUGCUAUAAGAAAGCACUUAAAUGACCAUGUACAUUUGUGCUAAAUUAAAGGAUGUAUAUUUUUGUAAUAUACUGUAGUGUGAGAGUUUUCAAUUGUGUUAUGAUUGUUUCAAAUAAUGAUUGUAUAAUCAUUAUUUAUUUGUAUUGCUUUUAUUUUAUAAAAUCAUAAUAUAUUAACAUUUUAUUACACUCUAUUUUAUAUAUUUUUGACAUUUAUGAUUUUAGUAGUAUAUGUGUAGUUUUCAAUGGUAUUUAAUUUUUUGUUUUAUUUUCAUACUAAAAACAAAUUUUAGAAUAUGUAAAUAAUUUAUUAUUGUUAAUAAUUAUAAUAAUGGGAACAAUAUUUCUUGAUUAUUUCUGUACCCAUAUAUUUUUUUUUUUCACCUAUCCGUUCUCAGGAAAUUUAUGGUGCAGUUUUACUCGCCUUGGAAAGUGGUAGCAACCAAAUUAGGUGUAAAGUAAGUGUCCCCCCACAACACAAUUUUAGUGAUACAUUGCAUUCUUAAUAUAUAUUAUUUUUAUGCAUUUUGAAAUAUUUUUAUGUUGGUUUUAUUUUAUUACAUUUUAAAGUGUUUUGUUUUAUUAUUUUUAUCAAUUAAUAUUAAUCAUAGUUACUAUUUGUUGUUUAACCCACUUAUAAAACUUGGUGGUUUUAAAUAUAUAUUUUUUUUAAAUUAAUAAUAAUAUUUGGUAUAUUUUUCUGCUAAAAUGAAAUAAAAUUUAUAAAUAUAAUAAUGAGGAAGUAAUUUUAUAAAUAGUAAUCUAGUUAAUUAUUAUAGCACUGGAAACAGAAUGAUUCUGAGAAAAGUUUUAAAUUGUAUUAAUCCGUAAUAAUGGAAUAACAAUUGUUCCUUUUUUUUUUUUUUUUUUUUUUUUUAACACAUUUUACUGAAAAUUAAAAUCUAAAAUGCUUAUUACAAAAAAAAUAUUUGACAUGCUCAAUUGUAUUGUUAAUUUUACUACUACGUAUAAUUUUUUAAUUUUUAUAAACUUAGUGUCAAAUGUUUUAGCAUUUUAACAACUAAACAAAUUUAAUUAAUAUAACCUAGCCUAAUCAAAAUAUUAGUAUGCAAAACAUUAACUUUUUCUACCAACAUCAUACUAAUCUUAACUUCACGUGUUUAUACCUAAAUUUGUGGCAACAUAUUUUCAAUAUUUGUAUAUUAUUGAAAUAACAUCUAAUAAUACAUAUAUUCAAUAUUUCAUAUUUAUGUUCAUUUUUUCAAACAUGUAUUAGUUAUUAAAAAAAUCACAUACACACAUACUCAAAAAUGUGUAAUAGAUUUAAAUAAAAAAAGUAAAUUUUCUAAAUUUCAAAAAUUAUACCAUUUCUAGAAAAUAAUAUAAAUAUUUGGUGAAAAGUUCAUGUUUAUACAAUUAUGUCAAUAUUAUGUAGUUAGUUUUAUAAUUUAAAAAAAAAAAAAAAUUAUACUAACAAAAACAAUUUUUUCUAUAAUUAUCCUUGUUCUUAUGAUUUUAUUUUCUAUUUUCCAAAAUUAUUAAAAAAAAAAAAAAAAUGACCUCCACAAUGCAAAAACGAAACAAUAUUUAUAUCCAGAAACCACUCCUGAAGUCUAUGAUUAGAGCAAGUCGUCUAGUCUAAAAUUUAUUGUUUAUUACUCAAAUCAAAUGUUAGAAUAAUGUAUAAUUCUUAGAAAUAUGUUAAAGCUGACCAUAGACAGAUUGUUAAUUUAAUAUUUUUCAAUUCAAAUAAUAACUAAUAUAAUUCAAAAAUAAUAUGUUUUUUUUUUCACAGACUCGUUAUUUUAUGUUUAUAGAAAUUUAUGUUCAGUUUCAUUUUGUUAUUUUCAUCAUAAUUUCAUCAUUUUAAAAUGUUUAGAAUAUGUAUGUAUACAUUAAUCUAUUAUUGGACUAAUAGUCUAUGUUAAAAGAAAGGACAGAAAAAUACAUAUUCAUUUUUAGUUACCUAUUUCUUGCUCUGUUUUUACUUUGAUUAAUAUUAAUAAACUAAUAGUUUAAUGUUAAACAAUAAAGGGGUCUUUCCAGGCUCAUAUAUUGUAUAUUAGUUUGAUUUUUAAAAAAAUCUAUAUAGACUACAUAAAUUCGGGAGGGAGAGAGUUUUUUUAUGUGCCUGGCUCUGUAUCCAGUGCUUUUCAUUUUUUAGCCCCAUAACUUAAAUGCAAUAUAUGGAAGAUACAAAUAUUAAAACUUGUUUAUACAAUAAAUAGAAAUAUAAUAAUUGACAUUUUCAGAAAAAUACUCAUUUAAAUAUAAGACAAAAACCUUGUAGUUGCUGUAAAUAUAUAAAAAAUAAUUUCAUAACAAUAUAACAGAAAAACCACCUCAACAUAGACUAAAUUUAGAUAUUAUGUAAAUAAUGUUAAUGUUUAAUAUUUGAAUGUUUUUAUUGCAUCCAAAAAUAGUUUUUUGUAUAUUUAGAUCUAAUGAUUUUUGUUUUUAUUUUCUCUUCAAAUAUAUUGAUUUGAUGCCAAUGUUAAUCUGGUUCGCUUUUUGUGUUGUUUAAUAUUUGACUUUUCUGCUGCAAUUUGUAUAAUAUAAUAUGUAUGUAUUAAUUUAGUCGGUUAAAUUUUCAAAUUAAAUAAUUAUUAAUUUAUGUAGUUGGUCUUGUAAAGAAUAUUUUAUUUUAUGUUUGGAUUAAAUAUUUGUUUUAAUGGUAAACUACUAUUAAAAAUGUUUAUUCAAAUAAUUUUUAUAAUAUAUUUUAACUAUUUUAAACAUUAUAAAACAAAUAAUACAUUUGUUAACAGUCAAAAAUGUAUUUAAUCUAGAAAAUUGUAUAUUCAUAAUUAUUAUAGUCAUAAUCUAAUCAUUUAGAAUGCUUAUUUAUUUGAAUACUUUACAAGACCGAUGAGUAUAUUAUUAAUAUUAAGUACUAAAAAAAACUUAUAAAUAUAUGUAAAUUAUUCAAUACAGUUAAACUACUAUUUAUGCCUUAACUUUUAUUUAUUUGAUCAUACUUCAAAAAUAUUUUGAUGAUAAAAAUUAUAUUAUUAAUAGCAUACAAAACUAAAACUUUUCUUUAAUAAUUUCUUUAAUAAAAAGUAAUAAAAAAAAAAAUUAUACGAAUUGUAAUUUAUAUUAUUGUUUUCAAUGAAUACAUUUUAGUGCAUUAAUUUAAUUUCAAGAAAAAAUUUUUUCAAUCCAAAAAUAGUUGUUUUUCAAUAUAAUUUGAAAUAUUUAUUAAUAUUUAUAUAUAUUAUUAUAGCGAAUAUUAUAUAAAACCAGGGAUUGUCAUUAUGUGUAGCAUGUAUAAAGUGAUGAUAAAGGAUUUUAACAAAUGAUAUAAAUGGUAAAAAAAAGAUGGAGGGAAUAUUUUGAGAAAAUAUAAUAAGGAGUAUUUAAAGAAGAUAUGAAAAGUUUACAUCUUGUAGGUUUAGUUGGAGGGAAGAAAGUGUGGUGGGCUGUGAGAGCUAUCAAAUAAAAAAAAAAGAGUUAGGUCUAGAUCUGGGGCAUCCAACCUUUUGUGAAGACUGGGUCACAUCAUGUAAGUAGAAGUUGUGUGGGCUACAUAUAUUUUAAUAAUACAUUUUAUUUAUAACUUUUACCAUAGUGAAUAAUGAGUAGAAUUAUGUUGACGAGCUAUUGCAUUUCAUUUAUAAUUACAAAAAAAAAUCUAUUUAUGAUUAAAACAAAACAAUUUUAAAAUAAUUGUAUUGUUAUUUUAGUUACAUUAGUUUCAUUAUCGCCAUCGGAUCCCAAUAAAGAUAAAACUUUUAUGUAAUAGUAUAUACUAUUAAGUAAUAUUUAAAGUUUUUUAAAUUGUUUAUAUUUUGUAGUUUUAUAUUCUUGAAAUAAAUUGUUUCUCAUAGUAUACAUAAUUAAUGUAUGAUUUCAAAUUGAAGUGAGGGCCGUAUUAAAAUCUACUGUGAGCUACAUGUAGACUGCGGAUUAGACACCCCUGGUCUAGAUGGAAUACUAGUGAAAGUAUUAAAUAUUUUAGAGGAGCUAGUAUAAGUUAAUUAAAAAAUGUGUUUACUAAAGUGCUUUUAAAAGAAAAAUGUCAAAUUAAUAGAGAAAAUAUUUUGUAGUACCUACAUUUAAAGGCAAGGGAGAUAUAAGAGUAUGGGAAUUAUAAAGGAAUAAAAUUAUAAGUCAUAAUAAGUAUAUAUGAGGAAAAAUUAUAGAAAUGAGAAUUAAAAGUGAGACAUCAAUAUCUAAGAACCAGUUAGGUUUUAUACCAGGGAGGUCGGUGAUUAGGAUGAGAGUGUCUGACCCAAAAUAGUUGGGAUGAAGGCUAAAGAAAAGAAGAAGAGUAAUAAUAUAAUAAAAUUAUAAUAUAGAGGUUGUCCUAUAAGGAAUUAGCAAGGUUAUGUAAAUUGUAUUAUUCUAUCAUUUUUAAUUUAUAAAUCUUUACAGGCUAUGUUAUUAAAUAAAUUUAUGAAAUUAAUAGUUUGAUUCGUUUUUGCACUAUCAUAUUAAGUAUGUUAUUUCGUUAUAAAAAUACACGGGUAAAUUAAUAUGUAAUAUAUAUAUAUGUAUAAAUUUACAUUAUUUAUUGUAGUUUUUAACAUAAUUUAUCUUCCUAAUCUGUUUGUAUGUAACUAUUUAAAUCUUUUUUAUUAUUUACUUCCAUUUAAAUAUACCUAAUCCAUAUUUCAUUACUAAUAACAAAUGGUAUUUAAUUUUAGCCACCAAGAAGAUAAAGAUGAUGGUCAUUAUAAUUCACAAGACGGAGUUAUGUAAGAAUCCUAAAUAUUAUAUUUAUUAAAACUUAACUACAAUAAGUGUUAUGUUACUAAAUACUUAUUUGUGAAAAUAAUUAAUACAUAUUUAUUUCUUUUAGAUACUCGGAUGAAGUUGCCUUGGUUCAAUUUGAAUUUUUAAAUGAAAGUAAAUAUUAGUACAAUUAUUAUUUAUUAAUUAAAUUAUACUUUGUAAAUUUUAUUAAAUUAUCUAUUAUUUAAUAAACAUUGUUUUCAUGAAAAGAUCAUAUAACAGCUCAUGAUUUAGAAACUGAUCCAGCAUUAGGGCUUCAUGAAGAACAACCAGAUUCAUGGACACCAACUGUUACCAAAGAGGUAUGUACACUUUGUAUAGAAUUGAUUAACAAUAGUAAAAAUCUAUACUUGUAUCUAUUAGAUUGUGAAGAGAUUAAAAGAUAAAGAAAUAAAACGCCAAGAACAUAUUUAUGAAUUUGUGUUAACUGAAAAACAUCAUUGUCUUACUCUAAAAGUCAUGCAAAAAGUAAUUAACCAUUAACCAUUAUUAACCAAUAUUAAACUGAUCCAUUUGCUAUACAAAAUAGGUAUUUGUUGAUGGUUUACAAAAACAUUUUCAAUUGGGCGAUAAAGUAUAUCGCAUGUUUCCCAGAUUGGCUGAACUCACUGAAAUACAUAUAGGAUUUUUGAAAAACUUAAAAGAAAAACAACGUUUAGCUGCCCUGAAUAAUGGUGGUGUCGUGGACUCCAUUGCUGAUUUAUUAAUUGACCAAUUUUCCAACAUAAAUGCUCAACGUUUGAAGAGUGCUUAUGGUGAGUUCUGUUCCAGACACAGAGAUGCAUUGGAUGUUUAUAAGGUGUUAGAAAAAGAUCCAGCAUUUUUCAAUUUUAUCAAGCAUUGUCAGGUUAGUGAGAGAAAAAAAAAUUAUAUUUUAUUGACUUAAAGAAAUAUCAUUUUUAUUGUAGGCCAAUCCUUUAUUGAAAAAGAAAGGUAUUCCCGAGUGUGUAUUGUUUGUCACUCAAAGACUUACUAAGUAUCCUUUGCUUAUUGAACCUCUUAUAAAAACCUCCAAAGAAAAUAAAAUUGAAUGUGAGAAGCUUUCUAGGGCGUUAGCUAUGGUCAAGGUAUGUUUUAUGUAAUAGUUAAAAUAUAGAUAUUUGUGUUAUUAAUUUAUUUCAUGAAUUAUUUUUAGGAUAUCCUAAUUGAAGUUGACUCUCAGGUAGCAGAAAAGGAAAAAGAAGAUAGAAAACUUGAAAUAUAUAACAAAAUGGAAGCUAAGUCGUAUACUACUUUUAGAAAUCGGAAAUUUAAAAAAUCUGAUUUAUUAUCUGAAAAUAGAAGAUUGAGGUGAGGACUUAUUACACCACAUAUUGAAUUUAUUAUUCAUCAUAUACCAAGACAGUUUAUAUUUUUGUUGAAGUGUCUUAUUUUAUUUGAUUAGAAUUAAUAAAUAUGUUUAAAAUAACAUUAAAUAUAAGUAUAAUUUUUAUAUUUUAUUAGAUUUGAAGGAACCGCUUGGCUUGUGCAACGCCAUUCAAAAACACAAAUGGUUAUGGUUAAUGUUAUUGUUAUGACUGAUGUAUUAUUUUUCAUACUUGAAAAUAAUCACAAAUAUGCUUUUUUUAUGCCUGAAAGUAACAAAGAAAAAGAAACCAAAGUAAUUAUGAAAUAAUUAAAUAUUAUAUAAUAAAAUCAUAAUACUCCAGGCAACACAUUCAUUAAUUUAUUUUAUUUUUUGGAAUCUUAUGAAAAAAUUGUUUUAACUUUUUCUAUAGACUUUAAAACCAGUAGCUGGUGUAGUAUCAUUGCAAAAACUCUUAGUCAGGGAGAAAGCAGGAACUGAUACUAAAGGUAUUUAUUUAAUAUCAUCUAAUCCAGCUGAACCAGAAAUGUUUGAACUAAAAGUGUGCAAGCCUAAAGACAAGCAAGUAUGGAUACAGUCUAUUCGUUCAGCUGUUCAAGAAUGUCCUGAAGAAGAAGAUGAUGGAUAUGUAACUUUAAGUUUUGAAGAAAGACAAAAACAAUUAGAAACUAAGAAAAAUAAUAUAAGAGAAAUUGUUGGUAUGUUUGAUAUUAUCUUAUUGUUCAAUAUUUAGAAAAUAUUUUGUUUUAGUUUUUCAUGUUUGUUAUUAUAUAUUAAUAUAAAUUAAAAUAUUAGGAGUUUUAAGACAAAAAGAUGUGGAACAAGCUUUAAUUCUUGAAGAAAAAAUUGGCUUGCAGUUAAAGCUUUUAGCUUCAGCUGGUGUAGAAAAUUUACCAAUUGAAAGUCCAUCAUACUGCCAUUUGGUCACAGAACAUCAAGAUUCCGAAAAAAUUCGAAAAGAAGUGAUGAAUGCUAUACAGGUAACUAAUAUUUUAUUAUUUGUAUUAUAUGUUUGUCUUAUUAUUUGUUUUUUUCUAAAUGUAUUGUUUUUAUUCUCAGAAAGUUAACGAACUUGCUUGUUCAUUGUAUGAUUCUGGUACAAAUUUGUCUCGUAGUGCAAGUUCAGUAGGUGAACACCAAAGUGUAACAUAUGUUUCUCCAACGUUACCUAAAAGAGCUGAAACAUUUGGCGGAUUUGAUAAUUCAUUGUCAUCACCUAAAAGUAUACACACACAUAAAUAUAAAUUAUAUUUGUCUUGAGUAGUAUAAGAGUCACUAUAAGUAAUUUUAUAAUUUAUAAAUUAUCUAAUACUCGUAUAAUAAAUCUGUUAAGAACUUUUAUUUAUGUUAACAAAUUGGUACUAACCUAAUUUUGUUACUUAUUAGUAGUAUAAGCCAAAACUGUUCCAAGCAGUUUUAACUGACCAUAGUAUAAAGUCAGAAUAUCCAAACUAACUAAACUGAAAACUCCUGCUCCAAAUUAUUUAAGCCAACUUAACCACCAAAUCGGAUGAACAAGACUAACACUACAAUUACAUACUAUAAUUUUUACAAAUAUUUUCUACUUUUUAUGUCACCUAUUAUAAUAGUAUAUAUUGUCAAUGAGCAACCAAUACCAAUGUAUCUCAAAAAACAAAAAUAAAAAAUAACACAUUUUUUGGUGUAAAGAUCUCUUAUCAUUUUUAAUUUCAAGGAAAUUAGUGGUUAAAUAAUAACAUUGUUGUAACUCAAUUAUCAACUGAAACUAAAACUGUUCUGAACAUUUUUUGAGAUACAACGUAUUAGUCGCCCAUUGACAAUGUAUUCUAGUUAUAUGAUGGUAAUUGGCCUUUGCUACCAACGCUAUGUUUAUUAAAAAAAAUUAAUAAUGAAUUGCUUAUCUUUUUAUGUUUAGAUGCUCUAAGAAAAUUACCAAAAGUUAUUGACGGCAAUGAAAAUAGUGUGGAAUCUGGUAAUUCUAGUCCAAUAGGUACUCCAAAUUCUACUCGUAAAGAUUCAAAAUUGGUAAAGAACAAAUGUUUAAAAAAAAAAAAAUGGUUUUUACUUGUACAUUUUGAUAUUAUAGAGAGAUAAUAUUCAUACAUGGAAAGAAAACUGUAGUACUAGUUCAUCUCAAAGUGCUACUACAAUACAAUCAUCUGGCGAGUUCCCUACUUUAUUGGCUUUAGGAAAAGAACAACAAGCUACAGCAAUGGAAUUAACACAUCAUAUUUACAUUUUGUCUUCAAUUAUUUGGCAACAAAUGACUAACAUUGACAGGUUAGAAAUUUAAAAUGUAUAUCUAAAAGAUUGUAUGAUUUAUUUUAGAAAACCAUUUUAAUUGGAAAUUUAAUUAAAUAGUAAACUUUUAAAUUAAUUUAUGUUUAAAAAAAAAUAGCUAUUAUUUUGUGGGACUAGCUUAAUCCUGUGUAUACAUUUAAAAUUAUGCUCAGAUAAAAAAAAUUGUUCAAGUUGAAUUUUUCAUAAGAAUUACAAAAGUGUGAUUUUCAGGAAAUUAUACAUUUUAUUUGUAUAUAAGGACUGGGCCCUUUUAGUACAAUAACGAUUAUAUAUUCAAAAAAAGAUAUAAAUAUAUAGAGAAAAUAAAGAAAAGUGAAAAUUACAACAAGUAAACAGUUAACAAAUGAAAAAGAUUACAAAAUGCUAAAAUAUGAAAUUGUAAGUGAUUAAAUAAGAAAGGUGGGGGUUAAAAUUGGCAUAAGACAUCAUACAUCUUCUAGGCUCUUUUGACAAGUAGUUAGUACUUGGUGAUACUUAAUGGGACAAAAAAAAAUUGUAGUGUAAUGAGAGGUUCGUUAUGAAACUUAACAAUUUAUACAAAACACUGAAGUUGAAGAAUCUACUCUACCAGCUAAAAAACAAAUAAGCAGUUAUUGACAAUAAAAUGUAUUGUAGGGUUAUAAAAUUGGCAAUUAUGAUACUGUUAAUAACAAGUAUAUUUUGAUUAUUUUAACCUGUUAGAUGGCAAUUAAUUUUAUAAUGAAAUGUUUGUUUUAAUUUUAUUUAUAUAGUCUUCAAGCUGAGUUAGCUGCAUACAAGUCUCAGAGUUUUCAUGAAGAUCCAACAAUUAGUAGUUCAAAUAUAAAUUCUAGUACUGGGUUGAAAGAUAAAAGACCAGUUUACAGACACAAUCAGCAAUUAGAAGAAUUGCGUAAUUUACAAGACAAGUUAACACAAGAGAAAGAAUCCUGGACACGAGAACGGGAUUCUGAGAUGAAAGAUCUGGAAGAAAAAAGAGAACAGUUCCUCAGAUUACAGGUUAAAAUUAUGAAAAUAUCAAUUAGUGUUUAUAUUGAAUUGCGAAUUAUAAUAUUCAAUAUUGUUUAUUGACCAUAUAAUUAUUAAUAAUCAUUAACUAUUAUUAUAACUGUAUAUUUUGAGAAAUUAUUGGCAUAAAUUAUGUAUAACACAGGUGUUAUCUUCUAAAUAAUUGAUUCUAAAUUUUUUUCUUAUUAUAAUUUUCAAUACUUUUCAAAUUUCUAUCUGAGUUAAUACAUUUCAUAUAUUAAUGAUGGUUAUUUAUUAUUUCUUCUAGAACAAUUACCAUCAAAUCCGCUUAUUACGGUGCUGUAUAUAACAAAAUUCUAAAAUUGAUUCUUAGCGAUGUAUAUGAGUCGUUUAAUAUCUCAUGUGCAGUGAAUUUGAUCCUUUAUAACAAUGUUUGUUUCAAUUAUAAAUUUGAUAUAACAAUAUUUUUUUGAAAUAAAAAUUGGAUUUCAUCAGGUUUCGCAAUAAUUCCUAAUCUAUUUUAUCUGUAACAGAUAAUGUGUAAUGAUAAUGUUACAUGUACAUGUGGUAUAGGUACCAUUGAUCAGGUGCGUACUUUUGUUUGGGUAAACAGCAAUAUGAAUGGCAUUAAAAAAUGUUUUGAAUUUGGUUAAAGACCAAAGUUUUCCAAUUUUAAACUAAGUUAAAAAAUUAUUUUUCAAAAACUUAGUAAACAUUAUUAGGUUAAUAUAUAAUGCAUUAUGCUGUUAUAACACUUCUGCAAUUAAUAUUACUAUUAAAUUAUUUAUACUUAAUGUAAAAUAUUUAUUGAAUUAAUUAAUUUUUCAAGCAAACUAUUUUUUUUUGUAAUCUAGAUAUAAAGACCUGAACCUUUAUGUCCCUUGAAGAUUAUUCUUAGCGAAUUUCACUAUAUUUAUUUGGAAUCUCCACUUGUGAAGUGUUGAAAGAUAAAGUUUUUUUUAUGUACUUUUUUGUUGUAAUAUUUAAUUGUCAAAAUUCCAAUAAUUUAUAGGAGUGUAGACAAAAAUGUAAUAGUUAUUAAUUAACUUUUGUAUUGCUUCUGUGUGUUUUCAAUAAGUACAUUAUAAAAUGUAUAUAAUAUAUAAAAUAUAAAAACAAUUUAAUUUUAGUAUACAUAAGAGAAUUAUAGAUUACUUCUUAAGGUUUUUAUUAUUCUCUAAAAGUUUUUCCCACCAUUAUGAAAUUAAUCCUCUUUUCUCAGUUUUGAUGCUAUUUAUAUUCUAGGUCUAGAAUAUAUUAUACUAUACUCUUAGGUCAUUCAGAUCUUUUUUUCAUCAAUCCAGUUUAUAUCACUUCUUAUUACUGCAUUCUCUAUAUGCUGCCUUAUAGCUAUAUUCUCCAGCUUAGUAUCCAUACUUUAAAUGGAAAUUUAAUUAUAUUUUAUGUAUUUAAAAACUAUGGUCAAUAAAAUAUUAUUUAACUGGGCUAAAAUUAUUUUUCAUUUUAAUUAUUUUUAGGAACAAGUGCGAUUAGAGCAAACUGAUGUAACCCAACAACGAGAGCAGCUUUAUCUUAAAUUACAAAUGUUGACAAACCAAGGUAUUAUUGUGUCACCUAAUAUGCAGCCACCACCUGUGUCACCCAAUCAACAGACUCAAAAUCAACUAUCCCCCGAUGGAGUGACACAUCCAUUGGCUCAUUCAGAAUCUAUGCGUAGUAAACGAUCUGAUUCUAUGAAAUGGAAACAGCAUGCUCCUCCCUCCGUUACUUCUUCAUCUACACUGCCUAUUAAUCUGAUCAGUGCUACUAACCAACAAAAGGUAAACAAAACAAACAAUUGAUUAAUUUGUGUAUAAUUUUGUUCAUCAUUUUAAUUCAGGUAGCUUCCAAAGUUCAAAUAAAACAAAAAUUACCAUUCAAAUUAGCUAACAAGUUGAGUAGCAGCAGUGUAAAUGCUGUAGCUGAACCAACUUUACCCAAUACUACUGUAACAUCACCUUCUCAAACAGCAUAUGCUAUUCAACAGCUUUUGCCAUUAAAGUUACGCGAGAGUGCCAAAAACCCUUUAAAUCCUGUUCAAAGUAGUCCUAGUGAAAUAUUGUCAUUAAAUCAACAAGCUCCGAGUCACUCACGAACAGGAUCUAGUCCAGCAAUGAUGCAAACUGCUCAGGUACCAUCCGUCCAUUUUAACUAGUGAUUAUCUAGUGUUGUAAUCUAAAAAUUAUAUUUAUAUCUAUACAUUUUAUUUAUUUAUUGGUUGGUAAUGUUAAAGUAAUAUUAAUCUGAAGAGUUGUUCUAAAUAACAUUUCAAAAUAAACAACAAUAAUUGUACAUCUAACACUAACUCUGUACUACUGCUUUCCUCAACCAAUAAGAGAUUCUUAGAAGAGUGGGAACAAUAAUUAUUGAUUUCAUUAUAAUAUUUGCUUGGAACCAUAAUUUGUAUCAUGCUAAAUGAGUGCAAUUCAAUUAACAUGAUACAUUUAUUUUCAAUUAAAAACUUGAGCUUUUAAUUUCAUAAUAGAUUUUGAUGAAACUGCAAAAAAUUAUACAAUUUUAUUAUUUAAAACUUUUAAUUAUUUUGUAAUCACUAAGUUUAUUUCUCUAAUUUGUAUAGAUCUGAAAAUGAAAUUAAUUAUUUGAUUACAUUUGUAAUUGUAAAAUAUUUGUAUAAUAGACAUAUAUUAUCUUUACAUAAUCUAGUUUAGGAAUUGUAAUAAUUAUGUAAUUUUAAUAAGUCCAUUUAUUUAUUGUUUGUAUUUAGAUUAUAGAAGGUAAACAGUCAGGUAACAAAGCUGGUAGAACAAACACCUAUCCAAAGUUACCUGAAAAAUUUCGUAUUCGUAGUCCGGAUUCAAAACAAUCCAAAACUAUGCCCACAUCUAAUAAUAGCAGUAUCAAUUCAAACGCUGCUUCCACCACUGAAGAAGAGGUGAUAUUCUUCUGACAGUAACUUUUUUCUAUAUUUUUAUAAUCUUCCUUAAUGAUUAGUGGAUCUCUUUGUUUAUAUUGAAUAGGACAAACUAUUAUGGACACUCUUAGACAAUAAUUUUAUUAAUACUAUAUAACUUUAUCGGACAUUUCUUUUCCAUUCCAAUAUUUAACUUAUAAGUCUUUUAGAAUCAUAAGCUUCUUUCACUUAAACGUGUUUUCCUAACUAUAAUAUAAUAGAAUAAUUUACCAUAACUCAGAAUAGUGUUAAUUUAAAAUAAUUUAAUUAUUGCCCAAUGAUUCUUUAAAAUUAUUAUGUACACAAAUUAUACAUAAAUUAUGCAUACAUUAUAUAUAUAUAUAUAUAUAUAUGUAUAUGUAUAUUUGUAUCAUCGGUGUACUGUUGUUAAAAAAUGUCUUUCCUAUUGCAUUUGUUUUUUUUCCAAAAUAUGUUAUCCUUUCAUUUUAUAGUUAUUUUUUUCUAAAAUGAAUUGAUUUGUAGUAUUUUAUUUGAAUUCCUUAACUUAAAUAUAAGGCUAGUGGUAACGUCGAGCUUUAACAUGUGUUAUUUUUUUUAUACAUUUCAUUUUAUAUUUAUAUUUCUAUUUAUAUAUUAUUACUAUUAUUUUGGGAAGACCCUCUUUGAGGUAUUCUAAGCAAUAAUUGAUGACUUUAAGACUUUCAUAUUUCGCCUAUAUGUUGCCUAACAUAACUAGGGCUGUGAUGCACUGUUUUUUUUUUUGUGGUUAUAUUUAUAUAGUAUUUUUUUAUCAAAAAUAUUUUCAUUAGCAAUAAUUGGUGAUAAUGAUUGCUCAAGUGAAGUUGAACAAAUACAAAGUUUAUGGACAAAUAAUAACUAAUCAUUUUUUUUUUCAACUUUACUAAUAUUUGUUCAUUGUCUUCACUUGAGAAACUGUUUUAUAUUCACAAUGUGUCUUAAAUGCAAUAUUUAUUUAAAGUGGUUUUAUUAUACAAUAUGAUUUUGAUAAUUUUUAUAAUAUUAACCUAAGCCGUAUAAAAUAAUAAUUAUAUAUUAAAAAGUAUGGUUUUAAAUUAAUUUUAUAAAAAUAAAUUUGAUUUACGUAUUUAUGUUUGUACCACAACACCUUUUGAAGGGCUAUUUUAACCGUUCAUAGUAAACACUUUUCUACUUUUAUUGUGAAUUUAAUUAUCAUUCUUUAUUUAAUAUAUGCAAUGUACAUCUAUAAUAUUGUAAUAAAUAACACUAGUGCACUGUUAUUUAUUAUUAUUUUUAUCUGUUUUAAUUUUUUGUCUGUGUUUCAAAAAAAAUUAUUUUAAGCCUAGUUCACAGCAUUAUACAACCAAAACUGUGUUUUUUUUUUGUUAAUCUUUCAAUUGUUAUUAUUAUUACAAAUAUGUUUUGAUUUUUGUAAUAAUUGUAAUACUUUUAUCAAUCUACUUGUUUUAUUCAUCAUUUUUUUAAAAUUAUUUCAAACUUGUUGUAUUUUGUAAGAUGGACAUACCUUAUAAUAUAUAUUUAUAAUAAUACAUUAUUAUCAUUAUUAUUAUUAUUAUUAAUAUUAUUAUUAUUAUUAUUAUUAUUAUUAUUAUUAUUAUUAUUAUUAUAUUAUUGUAUUACAGGUUUUAAUUUAUUAUAAUAUUAUAUUUAUAUGAUACAUACACACAUAUUUAUUAUAUAAAUAUAAUGGAAAAUAUAUAUAAAAACCAAUGUAUUUAUGAAUUAUUCAAUACUUUUACCAUGAUAUAAAUAUUUUUAAUUUUUCAAUG